AUGGACACGUCCCACCAAAGUCCAACGCAAGCAAUGUUCUGCACAGACGAGCAACUCGAUUACCUGUUUCAUCAUUUAAUCCUACCCGCCAAGCUACCCGGGCAUGAUGAUACCUUUGCAUCAAACGAAGAAUUCCUCAUCAACUCUACCAUACAAACCCUCGCACGCUUCGGGGAAUUAUCGGACGGAGAUGACGAGGUUGUGGUAAGACACUGCAUCUCCAUGCUGAAGAAUACUCGUGAUGCUCGAGAUUCGCACGGGUGUCUCGAUUCUGGAACUGUUCAGAACUCCUUGAAGAGACUCUCGACACAGGCAGAUGCCGCCUCACUGUAUCAUAUCACGGAACAAAAUGCAGGUCUGAUUAUUCGAAGAUUAGAGAACUCAUAUUCUUUCCAGACCUUUGAGCUCUCGCCUACUAACAAAGCAGCCAUGACGACAAAAGGUCGCCUUAUCCGAGAGUUCCCAGCCACCGCGACAGAAAUCUCCGCUGAAGACUUCAACAGUCGCUCAUUUCAAGACGUCUUAACUAGGACUCUUGUCAAAAUGAGUCAUCAGGCUGUUGCGGAAAUGCAGCCUAAGGUCAGGAAGGCGCAACAGAUGCACAAUGAGGAGCGCGACACAACAGAUCCUCGAAUCGUAACAGAGCUCCUCACAAGCUUCCUUCGAGGUGCUGGAACACCUGGUGAGAUCAAGACGAUUCAGAAGAGGACACGUGAAGAAGUUUCGUGGAACAAUGGGAGGGGUCCUUGGACGAGAUCUCCGUUAUGGCUUCUUCUCCGUGUCGGUCUUCAACUCACCAUGACAUGUCAUCCGCAAGGAUCAUCAGACCUUUACAAGCGCUUUAUGGUGUUCUUGAUAGCUCAAGGCCUCAACAUUGUUUGUGAAAAGUCGUCUUCUAGUGAGAUGAUUCACUUGAUGAUGGCCAAGAUUUCGAGGCGGCUUUGUAAGCUUGGAAACAUUGACGAUGGACAGUGGCUUCACGUAAUCAAGGAUAUCGUUUCAUCAGCCUCUCGAAGUUUGAAAGAGAGAUGGAGCAAUAUUCGGCAACGAAACGAACAGCCACUCGAUCUUGUCGCGCUUGCCGAGUUCAAGUUCGAAGACCACACGACUUUCUCGUUGCCUGAAGUCGACACCUUUGUCGCCAGCAUUUCCCAGCGACAACAUGAACCAACAACUACAGAAUUCAACGCCAAACCCGUUACUUUAACCUUCGAGCAUCUUAUCCUUCCUACUGUUAGUGGUUCUGUCAACAAUGACAACAAAUCUUUCGAACUCGCGGCUGUCGAAACUUGGGUACAGGGUAACCUCGACACAUGGCUUGAACAUCACUUGAGCAGCGAACAUUCAUGUCAAGGUUUAAAGACACUGCUUGAGCACUACUAUAUGUCUGCAGAGAGAUGGUAUGCAAGCCGCCCCGAGGGCAUGUCGAGGAUGCUUCUUACCCUUGGUGAGAUCUGGGUAGCUAUCGACAAGAUGGCUGUCCAUCAUAACCCUUUGAUGUUGAAGUAUCGACACGAGAUUCCUGGAGAGGUUUUCAGUGAUCUCCUACUCCAUUCAAAGAGCGACAUGGAGCGUUUACAUCGGUUGGAACACUACCUCGAAGACCCACCCAUGGAGAAACUAAAGCUAUCGGCACUUUUAUCAUAUGGCCAAAGACUAUCGUUCGCCGUUGAAUACUUUCGACAAUCCCCAAAGCUCCAAGCAAAGAAAAAGGAAAUCGAGUGUAGUGCACAACAAGACCGUGAUAAGAAAGUGAAGCAGUUUCGGGAACUGAAAGCAAAGUACGACGCUAUCAUGAAGAAAUACGACGAGACAGAAUGCGAGCAGAUACUUCAAGUUCAACAUGAUGUGGAGUAUUACGUUCAUCCCAAGCAUAAAUGCAAACGCUGUGCUCUCCCCGCUAAAGCGAAGAAGCUCAAAAUCAGUCCUCAUGAGUGGCCCCUUCCUGCGGACGAGCUUGAGGCUCAAACCUCUGUUUUCGAGAUGGACGUCCCCGUCGCUUUUGCGGUAUGGAGGGAUGCUACAGUUUAUUUUCUUGAUAACAUAUUGGCGUUCGAAUCUUCCGGUGCUGGAGACUAUCCCCGUGCGUCCUAUCCUUUGACGACAUACAAACCCCUCAGUCCCUGGGUGGAAUCACAACGAUACAGAGUGCAACUUCUCUCUGAGAUUAAACCUCACUCUCAAACACAUCGCAACCAGAAAUCUAUCGAAACCUGUACUGAGGCUGAUGUCUGUCUUAACAACGGUCUUCGCUUCCAAUAUCACGACAACUCCAGAAAUACCUUCCUUUCUACCUUUAAAGCAACGACAGAAGUCUCAAAGCGCUGCACCAUCAAACUUCCAAGCAGAGCUCAUGCUUUGGAGAGAUUUAUGGCUCGAACAUGGCGCUGUGAGAACGGCGAAACACCCAACCAGGCUAUCGCGAGUCAGUCUGAGUGUCCUGAAUAUAUGUCACUGGGGGAGUUCAAGGCUCUGGCUGUAUUGCCGUAUGGAUAUCGACUCCAGUGGAUGGGCAUCCUUACACAACUUGCUAUGCCAACGGUUGACUUCAAUAAGCCCGAGACUGCGAUAUUCUUACUCCAGAUGAUUCUCCAAGCUGGUCCGUUUGAUAAACAUGAGACGACAAGACAAGCGCAUACUCGGCUGACAGAAGUGGAAUUUGGUUCGCAGAUGCUGAAAUGUCUGAAUCAGUGCGUUUCAAGGGUCCAAGAGAAUUGGGAGUCGUACACUUCACUGUGCUCAUUCACCUGCUUAGCCACCCGUCUUCUUGCCCUAGCUGACAAGUCUCUGUCAAAGCAAAUUCUGGAACUUAGUACGAGAUGUCGAAAGAUCUCAUACAAAUGGGUGAUUCACAUUUUGGCCAAGGUCCAAGACAUUGAUGAUCGUACGCAACGGAAGGAAUUCCUCGAGACGGCAGUUAACAUCGCCCUCAUUUGCAUCGAGACGUUCAAUUUGGAGGGUGAACACUUUGGGAAGGUAUUGGCUGAUGAACAGCAAGCGGCUAUACUGCUGGAAAUUUCGAUCAUCAUCAAUAACAACGCUGACUUUCAACAUCUGCAAGAGGAUGCACUGUAUGGCUUUAUGCUUGACCGAUACGAAUACACGAUGCAUAGAGCCCGGCCUAGCUUGGUUAACGAGAUAGCCUGUAACGGAAGUUCCUGUCUUGACUUAGCCAUUCAACAGCGUUGGCCAGACUUUUCACGAGAAGGUAAAUGGUCCCCAAUCUCUCAUCAAUGGGUUACCACAGUUACCGGAAAACUCCAAGUUCAUGUCAACCUCCCCACUGGACAGUUAUUGGUCAAUGGUUCACCCGUAUCACGACUUCCUCGAGAAUAUGAAAUGCACAGCGAGUAUCAGAAAUUGUUUGGGUCUACGACUAUGGAAGUCAUGCCGAGUAACCUACCGGGUAUGAGCUUCUGCUCGACGAAGUUGAUUCAAGGGUAUACGGUCCAUCUUGGUUUGCAGACAAAGAAGCGUGUAGACGACCUUCUUGUACGUCUUUGUAAAAAAGGCUCGACGUUGGACUUGAUUCCCUCGAGAACUCUUGAAGCUCUACUACCUCACGAUUUCGUCAAGAACUACGUACAUUGGCUUGUCGAAGCAUCUGGGGCUAUUGAGUUCUGUGGAGUCAAUGACCCUUGGCCAUGCAACGGUUCAGGGACCUGUAAUUUACUAAAGGGCACUGACCAAUGGAAGUUAUCACUUUGUAAGGAGGGCGUCCUUAUUUCUCCAUCGAGUGAGCUUGGUCAGCAUAUCUCCAAGAUAUUCUCACGUCUCCAACCUGCUUCGGAUCUUCAUCUGGUUCUCCACCGAGACAGAAAGGAACUUCAGAUACAACUACCAAAGCUUCGUCUUGAGUUCGAGAUCAAGUCAGGAACAUCAACGAUCACGUCUCGACAAUUUCGCGAUAUGGAAGUUCAUCACGAUCAAGCCAUUGGCACGCUCAUCGGACUAGAGCAAAAACUCGUCCUACGGCAUUCUCAAGACUGGGACGUCCGAUCUAUCAUUAUACCCGAAGGAAACGUUAGCUGUCGAAUUUCUACUGGGCACGGCGUCGAGAACCACCCCGAAGUUUCUGUUGACCUCGAAACAGCUACUCGAGUUCAAAUUUACAGAAUGGAUUCUCUCCUCCGCAGGAUUAUACCCAACGACAAGGUAGAAAGCAAGUUGUAUCUUGCAUACCUCCAUGCUCUAACAUCAUACUGCCUCCCGGAUCCCUUUGUUCAGCGCACUGGAACUGAAGAGGCCCUCACGAUUCUUAGUUCCGCCUCAGUCAGAGCUCCUACGGCUUUCUCCGACAACGCUUUUACAAUACUGUCACAUAUUGCUCAACUAUCGCCUAAGCGGUCAUGGUAUCCAGCUGAUCAGCGAGUAAUGCAGAACGUCCGGUGGCGGAAUGACCUGAGUUACUUAUCCCAAGAUGACAGAUUCGGGAAACAUGUUCGAAACAUCUUUGAACAAUCUCGCGAAGUUCAGUUCCUGUUUCCUAAGCACAUUCUCCCGCAUUUCGAACACCGUUCGAUAGCUGCGUUAGUGGAUCGAGCUGUUCUUCGAACAUCUGCUAAUCGAGUCUCUGGCUUUGGCGCUGAAGACUUCACGACUAGAUAUGACGCCAAGUACGCAUCGAGGGAGAAGAGUACCUCAUCUGAAAGAUCUACACGCACUGCAGAGAUGGCAUCUCGAGUAUACAGAAACUCAGGCUCCCUUUCGAGGCCUGUAUCUGGUAGGCUUGGGCCCCAUCUCUAUAGGCUCAUGACGAGCGAAGAGCGCAUCCAGACCAGGGAGAUCUUGCCUAAGAACAGAAUUGACUACGACUCGUCUUGGCUUGAAGGUCCCGCAUCAUAUUUAUCUUCUGUCUGGUGUCAGCUUCACAAUUCAUGUAAGAAGUCAGCAACCUGGUUCGAUAAGUUCGAGCUGAUGAUAUGGAUGGCCACAAUGUCAUAUUCAUCAGAGUAUGACGCACAGGUUGGCCAGGCACUGUUGAUGCUCACUCAAUCGCGGACAGUAGCUGACUUCAAAGCACCUGCUGCGUCAUCAUACAACCUAUCGGCCGGAUGUGACGUUCGGGAACAGGACCUGCGUGCCUUAGUAACACCCCAUGUAGUCAGCUUCGCAAGUAGCCCCGAUGCUACAUCUCCUCGUCGUCUUGACGAGAAGGGCAACGAAUUAGCAAAAAGACGAAGAAACGAGUACAAAAUCAAGAGCUACAAAGCCGUUGAUACGUUUACAAAUUACCUGAAACGACAAUGGCCUACAGAAACUCCACUCGCUCCGGAAGACCCGCAGUUGAAGUGGUAUAUUAGGGUUGAACCUGCCAUGGAAAGUGCUCUUGGCAAGUGGCACCAGUGGCAGAAGAACCUCGCCUUCAAGACGUAUCUGGAAGUGGUUGUUUCUUGCAUGAGAGACAUAAAGGGUGAGGUAGUGCAAGUGCCACCAGAACUCCCAAGGAUGUUAAUUUCCACCAAGAGGUCGGUUUCGAGAUUUGUGGCUACGUCAGAUCUUUUCUCGACAUCAGGCGUUGCGCACCACAAGGCUCCUCCAACAUUAGAUGAACUACUCAUCAGAACAAACAGGGAUACACAGAGCAACAAGCUCAGUGGCAUCAUUGAUAACCUUGAUUCCAAAGCCAAGCUCGACUAUGAGCACCGGUAUCUAAGGGAGUUACAGGACAGCCUUUCAAGUUUACACGGCCAUGUCGAAUCUGAGCUGAAGGAGGAACAGCUUCGAGAGCUCCCAGACCUACUCCAGGAUCACUUGGAGAGAUGCGAAUAUCACCUAACAAGGCUGCACGAGUCCCUACUUUUUUACCUCUCGUCUCCAAGCACGCUCUCACGCACGACGUGCACUGUUCUUCAAGAUGCCAAAUUCCUUCCUAGGAUAUCGCCUACUCAAAUCUUACAACAGCUCAGACCAGCUCAGUGGAAAUCUCUUUCUGCGGGAUGGAAAGAAAGUCUGAUCCACUACGGAAUUGCUAUUACCGCCUUGCAGCGCGCAAAGCGUCUUAUUAGAUUCCAGUCCAGUCACGUGGAUCUAAUUCGUGAACUAGAAAAUGGUGGCCAUCAAAACUGGAGUCCGUAUGAUCAUCCAGAAUGGUUGUUGCUGGAAUGUGAGAGUGAGAUCAUGAUUCGGGAUGUUCAGCAGCAGAUUGCGAAACAGAUGAUCAACCCUCCCGAGAACGAGAACUCAGUGAUGCAGCUGAAUAUGGGCGAAGGGAAGUCAACAGUCAUUGUUCCCAUCGUCGCCACAGGUCUUGGAGAUGGGUCGAAGCUUGUUCGAGUCAUUGUUGCAAAGCCACAAGCUAAGCAAAUGCAUCAGAUGUUGAAAUCAAAGCUAUCGGGGCUUCUUGAUCGACCGGUGUACUUGCUACCUUUCUCCCGGGAUGUCGACCUGGAUCCACGAACCACAGAUGUCAUUCAACGACUGAUGAAACGAUGCAUGAAGGAAGGUGGUGUCUUGAUGGUUCAGCCAGAGCAUCUGCUUUCGUUCCAACUGAUGGAGGUGGAAUCUCGAAUCAGCGGAAACAUGGAAGUCGCUGGAGCAAUGUCACAAAUAAGAAAUCUCUUUGAUCACUCUUCUCGAGAUAUCGUUGACGAGAGUGAUGAGAAUUUCAGUGUAAAGUUCGAACUCAUCUACACCCUUGGACAGCAGCGACCCAUCGAGCACAGUCCUGAUAGAUGGGUUGUUAUUCAGGAAGUGAUGAGUCUCAUUGCUAAAGUAGGUGCGGAGGUCAAGUCUGAGUUCCCUCAUUCCAUUGAAUUCGACGCUCGACAUGUUGGAAGAUAUCCCCGUUUACGCAUUCUACGACCUGAUGCUGAAGCCGAAAUCUUCAGCCGUGUCACCGAAGCAAUAUGCGAUACUGGCAUGACUGGGUUCCCUAUUGCCCGUCAGACAAAAGGUAUGCGAGCGGCAGUCCGGAGGUAUAUCUCUCGACGUGAGCCUACAGCUGCCGACAUCGAAGCUGUGGAGGGAAGCUCCCUUUGGAACGAAAUAACAAGUAGAAAUAUUCUUCUUCUUCGUGGACUCUUCGCAGGAGGAAUUAUUUCUUUCGCAUUGGGAAGCAAGCGGUGGAGAGUGAAUUACGGAGUAGAUCACAACAGGGAGAAGAUGUCCAAACUGGCUGUACCUUUCCGAGCGAAGGAUAAUCCUACACCUCGGUCCGAGUUCAGCCAUCCUGAUGUGGUGAUAACUCUCACAUGUUUGAGCUACUACUACAGCGGUCUCGACGAUGACGCCUUGUUCGCAACGUUUGAGUUACUUAGGCGAUCGGACAAUGCAACUCUGGAGUACCAGGAUUGGGUAAAGACAUCACCAGCACUUCCGUCGGCCUUUAGGAACCUGGAAGGAGUCAGCUUGAGGGAUCGUGUGCAGUGCACUACGGAGAUAUUCCCAUACAUCCGAUACUCCAAAGCGGCGAUUGACUACUUUCUGUGUCAUCUGGUAUUCGCAAAGGAGUGCAAGGAAUUUCCUCACAAGUUAUCUGCUUCUGGCUGGGACCUUGGUAAGAAGAAGGAUAAUCCGACUACAGGAUUCAGUGGAACCAAUGACUCGCGAUAUGUUCUGCCACUCGACGUCAAGCAGCUAGACCUACCGGAACAGAAGCAUACAAACGCCCUUGUUUUGGAAUACCUACUUCAACCAGAGAAUGGCAUAUCAUUGAUGCCGCAAGAAGCGAAGGGUACGACGUUCGAUAGCAGCCUCCUUUUGCAGAUGGUUUCCAACAUGAGCCCUAAUACUCGAGUCAUUCUCGACGUUGGCGCCCAAGUCGUCGACCUUACCAAUCAAGCCUUUACAGCUCAGUGGUUGGCUUCUUACCAAGACCAAGAGCGCACCAAAGCUGCCGUGUUCUUCAACGACAACGACGAAAUCGUUGUUAUCGAUCGUUCCGGCAAGAUCGAAGACUUCCAGACAUCCCCAUUCUCUCAGCAGCUGGAUCGAUGUCUCGUCUUCCUGGAUGAGGCACAUACCCGCGGAACAGAUCUGAAACUUCCUGCCAACUACAGAGCAGUAGUCACACUUGGUGCUGGUCUGACGAAGGAUCGGUUGGUUCAAGCUUGUAUGCGGAUGCGCAAGCUGGGCAAGGGACAGACAGUGGAAUUUUGCAUUCCCUGGGAGAUUGAGCAGAAAAUUGUUCAGCUCAAGCAUGACGUCGAUUCUAAGAGGAAUCACAUCUCUGUCUCGGAUGUCCUUUGCUGGGCUAUCACCGAGACAUGCCUGGACCUCCGAAGAGCGAUGCCACUGUGGCUUACACAGGGUGUUAGGUUCUGUAAGCAAGAAGCCCUCUGGUCACAUCUCUCUGACGAUCGCCUCAUCGAGGAUAACAACCCUGUAGGGACGCAUGAGUUUCUCGAAGAGGAAGGGCAAAGCUUGAGCGAGAGGUAUCGUCCCCAGGAGGGACUGACAAACCUUUCUUCCCUCAUGGAUGAGCUGAACGACUCCGUCGCGAGAGACUUCAAGUCCAGGUGUGAGGAGUUUGGUCUGCAAAGACUACAUACUUUUUCUCUACAGGAAGAGCAGGAACGUGAGUUGUCUCCAGAGACACAGCACGAGCGCCAAGUCGAAAAGGUUCCUGCUUUUAAACCAGACACCCAUAGUGUCAAUCGGCUUCUGCAGGAGUGGAUAACAGACGGCUCAUUUCCAGAGCAAUCUGGCGCGUUCCGAACUGUCAUGAAGCCGGCGUUUCAGAGUCUGAACAAGACCUCGGCAGCAGCCUAUUUCGAUGUCAAAGAGUUCCCGGAAACGGUAUGGGUAACAAUGGACUUUGCCCAUACCGUAAAAGGUGUAUUUAGUGGAAAGAGUUACUCGGACUCUUAUCAUCGUCCUGUACAAUGGGUGUUGAGUGGUAAGAACCAGGAGGGUGCUUGUCGGAUGGUGAUCAUAAGUCCAUUUGAGGCCCAACACUUUCUUCCACUUAUCGAAGAGUCAGAACAUGUGGCGCUACACCUCUACGCACCGAGAAUUAAUCUUGGCUUUCGACCUCUGGACGACCUUCAACUUUAUUCAGUAGGGAAGAAGGUUGUGGAAGAGAUACCGAGAGACAUCAUUGCGUUUCUCAAUCUCUUUGCUGGACAGCUAUACCUCUCGUCAUAUGGCGACUACAGGCUCGUCUGUGUCUUGCUUGGUUUGGCGUGGGACGGUGCGGAUAAUGGUGCGGUGCUUGGGCCUGGCGGCCUUGUUGCUGGUGGGAGUGGGAAUAAAUCCGGUUUCUCCAAGAGCCCCACGAGGUUUCUGAAGGAGCUUUUGGAAAAGGUCAGGCAGGACUGUGGGGUUAUUGACAAGACCGAUAUGGGAAGGGUUAUUGAGGGAAUGCGAUUGGUGGAGGAUGAUUUUAAUGUGAGGCAUGAAUGGUAG
This is a messenger RNA of Fusarium redolens, 9348 nucleotides long. RefSeq lists its product as uncharacterized. NCBI's taxonomy places the organism in Eukaryota, Fungi, Ascomycota, Sordariomycetes, Hypocreales, Nectriaceae. The coding region runs from base 1 to 9348 and encodes 3115 amino acids. The record is from RefSeq and is a predicted model, not a curated record. The transcript has 2 exons.